Messenger RNA from Cyprinus carpio (common carp), 1027 nucleotides. RefSeq names its product gamma-interferon-inducible lysosomal thiol reductase-like. The transcript is spliced from 7 exons. The record is from RefSeq and is a predicted model, not a curated record. Lineage: Eukaryota; Metazoa; Chordata; Actinopteri; Cypriniformes; Cyprinidae. Bases 205 to 819 code for a protein of 204 amino acids. Gene Ontology annotation, cellular component: lysosome. Gene Ontology annotation, molecular function: oxidoreductase activity, acting on a sulfur group of donors, disulfide as acceptor.
AUCACUUGCUUUUAGGUGGAGCAGCAUACUAUGCAAAGCCAUAGUUCUCUGACAAGCUAUAUAACUGUAGGAUUAUGAAAUCAACGAAAUAGACAACACGUUUCAUCUGCCAGGCUACCAGCUGUUUAGAGCGGAUCACACCGUGGAGUUAACAGGGAAAACGAGAGGUGGUGGACUAUGUUUUUACAUAAAUGAAGGGAAUGUAUGGAACUGAAUGCGACCCGGCCCGAUGCAGUGGUUCCUCCCGUAGAGAUCACUCUCUAUUAUGAGAGCCUGUGUCCAGGCUGCAGAGCGCUCCUUACAGAACAACUCUUCCCAACCUGGAUUUUACUAAAAGAUAUAAUGAAUGUCAACCUGGUGCCCUUUGGCAAUGCUAAGGAGCUUCCCGAAGAUAAUAUAUUCUCGUGUCAACAUGGAGAACCAGAGUGCUACAUUAACAUUGUUGAGGCAUGUGUUUUAUAUGCAGCCAAUAAUGCAGCAUUUCCUGUCAUUUACUGCAUGGAGUCAUCUGCAGAUAUACUAAAAUCUGCUAAGCCUUGUUUGCAGCUCUAUGCGCCAUUUGUUAAAUGGCAGACUAUAGAGUCUUGUACCAGAGGAGAGUUUGGCCACAGAUUAAUGCAUCAAAAUGCAGUAAAGACGCAAGCGCUCAAACCAGCACACACUCAUGUUCCCUGGAUCACCUUCAAUGGGGAAUACACCAAUGAAUGGGAAGAUAAGGCUAUGUCCACUCUCUUCAACAUUGUAUGCAUUUUGUACAAAGGAAUCAAGCCACCAGUCUGUACUGGAGCUCUGAAAAAAUUGGACAGAAGCUUUUGCUAGGUGAAGAGAGAAGUGUUGCACAAAACAUUUGUAAAAGUUAAUGUAAUUUAAAAUGUAGCCUAUAUUAUUUUUGUGUUUGAGGUAAAAUAAAAAGAAUAUAAUUUUAUGUUAACAGUUUAAACUAUGUGUACAGUGGAGAUCAAAAUUAGGGAAUUUAUGAAACCUUGAGUUUGAUUUAUGAAACCUUGGUCCAGUCUCUUCCACAGUU